Messenger RNA from Brachypodium distachyon (stiff brome), 672 nucleotides. RefSeq names its product translation initiation factor IF-2-like. Bases 17 to 433 code for a protein of 138 amino acids. The transcript is spliced from 7 exons. The record is from RefSeq and is a predicted model, not a curated record. NCBI's taxonomy places the organism in Eukaryota, Viridiplantae, Streptophyta, Magnoliopsida, Poales, Poaceae.
ACAAGCAAAUUAAGCAAUGGCGUCAGCUUCAGCCAUUAAUCCCUCUGUGCACUUGUGCCUGCUGCUGCUGCUGCUGCUUCUUGCUCCUCGCCUCGGCAGCUCCUCCCUCCGUUCAACCACGACGUCCCGCUCGCCCAUCCCUUCUGGAGAUGGCGGUGGAAUAGCAAGACCGCUGCCGGGAGUGAACUCGUCCAUCCCUUCUGGAGAUGGCGGUGGAAUAGCGAGACCAGUGAAUUCGCCGGUCCCUUCUGGAGACGGGGGUGGAAUAGCAAGACCAUUGCCUGGAGCAAAUUCGCCCGUCCCUUCUGGAGAUGGUGGUGGAAUAGCAAGACCGAAUUCGACCACCCCUUCUGGAGAUGGUGGUGGAAUAGCGAGACCGCUGCCUGGACCUGGACCAUCCAUCCCUAUCGGUGGUGGUGGAGGUGGUGUAUGAUACGGGUUCGUGGAGGCAAGAUUGGGUUCGUCCCCAACCGUUGCUGAUCCAACCAAAAGGACCAAUCCAAUAUAUAUCCACGCAUCGCAUAUUUGUUUGCUAAAGACUUGUGUGUGUUCAUGUAAUAACUAAUAAGACUCUCAGAUCGAUUUUCGGAGGUUUGUAAUAAGCGAAGCAAUAAAUGUAUCCUACUCUAUGUUCCAUGCCUUAAAAUCAUAACGUUCAAAAUUGAACCUCGA